ACUGAAUCAUCCACUGUGGAUACUAAUGUGUCAUCCACUGUGGAAACUACUGUGUCAUCCAGUGUGGAAACAACUGCGUCAUCCACUGUGGACACAACUGAGUCAUCCACAGUGGAAACUACUACUGAGUCAUCCACUGUGGACAAUAAUGAGUCAUCCACGAUGGAAACUACCACUGAAUCAUCGACUGUGGACACUGCUGCGUCAUCCACUGUGGAAAGUACUACUGAGUCAUCCACUAAGGAAAAUACUACUGAGUCAUCGAUUGUGAACAUUACUGCGUCAUCCACUGUGGAAACAACUGCGUCAUCUACUAUGGACAUUACUGAGUCUUCCGCUGUGGGAACUAUUACCGAGUCAUCCACAGUGGAAACUACUACUGAGUCAUCCACUAAGGAAACUACUACUGAGUCAUCCACUGUGGAUACUAAUGUGUCAUCCACUGUGGAAACUACUGUGUCAUUCAUUGUGAAAACAACUGCGUCAUCCACUGUGGACACAACUGAGUCAUCCACGAUGGAAACUACUACUGAGUCAUCCACUGUGGACACUACUUCUGAGUCAUCCACGGUGGAAAGAACUGCGUCAUCCAUUGUGGACAAUAAUGAGUCAUCCACAAUGGAAACUACCACUGAGUCAUCGACUGUGGACACUGCUGCGUCAUCCACUGUGGACACUACUGGUGAGUCAUCCACUGUGGACAUUACUGCGUCAUCCACUGUGGAAACUACUAAUGGGUCAUCCACUUUGGAAACUACUGAGUCAUCCACUGUGGAUAUUACUGCCUCAUCCACCGUGGAAACUACUACUGAGUCUUCGACUGUGGAUAGUACUGCGUCAUCCACUGUGGAAACAACUGCGUCAUCCAUUGUAAAAAUUACUUCUGAGUCAUCUACUGUGGAAACAUCUGCUAUGCCUACCACUGUGGAAAAAACUAUUGUGUCAUCCACUGUGGAAACGACUACUGCGUCAUCCAAUGUAGUCACUACUGCUGAUUCAACCAUUAUGGAAACUACUACAAUUCCUACUUCCGUAGAAACUAAAACUAUGCCCACCUCUGAGAGAAUAGCCACUGAGUCACCUACUGCGGAAACCAUGCCCAGCUCUGUUGAAAAAUCCACCGAAUCAACUACUGUAGAGACAACUAUAAUGUCCACCACUGCGGAAACAACUACCGAGUCUUCCACCACUAACCAGCUCACCACCGUAGAAACAGGAGCUAUGUCAACUACUGUGGAGACUAAAACUAUGCCCACCACUUUAGAAACAACUACUAUGCCCAGCACUGUGGAAACAACUACUAUGCCCACCACUGUGGAAACAACUACUAUGCCCAGCACUGUGGAAACAACUACUAUGCCCAGCACUUCUGUGACCAGAACACAGGACACUGUAGUUGCAAGCCUGGUGUCAGAGGACGAAAAUGUGAUGCAUGUCCUGUUAAUUCUUAUGGCUUUCCUACAUGUACAG
Molecule: messenger RNA, 1470 nt
Organism: Stylophora pistillata
Lineage: Eukaryota; Metazoa; Cnidaria; Anthozoa; Scleractinia; Pocilloporidae
Biological process (GO): tissue development; animal organ morphogenesis
Source: RefSeq, a predicted model, not a curated record